AUGGCAACCAGGCUCAUGACUGAAGAAAAUCAAUCUGUCAGGCCUGUUGGCACCUUCAAGAGAGAGGAAUACAUACGUCAACCUCCCAGUCCGGAUCGGAAAGGAUACGUGCAUGCCGGGGUCAGAAGCUGGCCGUUGAAUGCUGUCAGCGUCAAACGCUCCACUGUGGUUCGUCGGCGAGCCACUGCUUGCUUGCUAACGUGCGAAACCAAUAAUCCCCACGCCCAUCUCCAAUCGAACCCUCCCCUCCCUCAUCUUCCACCUUAUCUGAAGGCUGCUGCGAGGGUAUUCUCUUUGCCCCUCCCUGGUGUCCCGGGAUCUAACUAUUCUUAUCGAUUAUGGGGAAAGGAGGCAUCACUUUGA
This is a messenger RNA of Aspergillus melleus, 363 nucleotides long. RefSeq lists its product as uncharacterized. The coding region runs from base 1 to 363 and encodes 120 amino acids. The record is from RefSeq and is a predicted model, not a curated record. The transcript has a single exon. NCBI's taxonomy places the organism in Eukaryota, Fungi, Ascomycota, Eurotiomycetes, Eurotiales, Aspergillaceae.